Odocoileus virginianus texanus is the source of this 2679-nucleotide messenger RNA. It is a transcript of the gene FYB2, whose product is annotated as FYN binding protein 2. Gene Ontology annotation, cellular component: plasma membrane. NCBI's taxonomy places the organism in Eukaryota, Metazoa, Chordata, Mammalia, Artiodactyla, Cervidae. The record is from RefSeq and is a predicted model, not a curated record. Gene Ontology annotation, molecular function: protein binding. Gene Ontology annotation, biological process: protein localization to plasma membrane; T cell receptor signaling pathway; integrin-mediated signaling pathway.
UUAUAUCAAGGGGUUUAUCAGUAAUUGUUAGUGCUAUCUAUUUUAUAAGCAUUCUUUGUAUGUUGUGACGAGAUUAAGUAUGGCUGCAGUAUUUCAAAGAGCACAUAGUUGUUUUCACUCUGCCUCACAUUACUGAUACUACUCAAUAGAUAAGCAAUGGCAUUAUAUCAGCACCUAGAGCCUCUUAGCAAGCACAGUGAAGUCAACUAAUGGUGCUGCUUUUUUCUUUUCUUUUAUGCUCCAGGAAAGAUUAAGAAACUUCAAGGAACUUCGAGCCAAAUUUCAAAAUCUUGAUGCAUCGUCUCUUUCAGGACCUAUUAAAUUUCCAGCAGAUGUUUCUCAAAAGGGAGACUUUGGAAGUAGACAGUCCACAAAGACUUUGGCCAGUGGGAAACCUCCCUCAUCCAGCCACAAUCAGCACUCACUCAACUGUGCCGAUGGUGAUCCCCAGCCUCUUAAACCCCAGGAAAUGAAGGUGACUCAGAAGAGUGAGACUCAGAAAUGUUCUAAUUACCUGGAACCUCCAAGUUUUUCUGGUUCUGCAGUAAGUUCACAGAAGGCUUCUCCGCAGUUAGAUGUGUAUCUGUCAAAUGGUGAGAUAGCCAGUAAGAAGAAAGUCAUGGUGAAUGAUAGCUUCAGAAACAAGCUCUGGAGCUGGGAGGUUUUAUCUCAGAAAAGUGAGACACCAUCCGUCUUUCUCCCUGCCAGUUGUGGAAGCAGGGCCUUCCAUCUAAACAAGCAGAAAAGUAUCAAGCUGACUCCAGAGGAGCCCAGGGAAAAGAUGGAAAUAAAAGAAGCCCAGUCUCUACCUUCCCACAGGCACCUGAUGGCCCAAAGAAGAUUGUGUGCCAUCUCUGAAGAUCCCACCGUUCGACUUUCUCAAUGUAGCAGGGAGAGUGGAACAAACUCCAGUCCUGAGAGGAGCCUGACAGGGAGUAUCUGUCACCCUGUCUAUGACAAUGAGCUCACCAGCCAGACCCCAGAGGAACAGCCAGAUGUCAGGCAUCCACAGCUCCCCAAUAUCAAGCCACUGCCUUCCGUCGAGUCCCUGGGUCCUCCUCCCCCAAAGCCGCCAAGGCCCCCAGUCAUGACCCUCCAGGCCUUCCAGAGGCAGGCAGCUGCUCUUUCCAAGCCCGAUGGGGAAGAAGCUGCAGAAGAAGCCUCCCUGCCUCCAGCGAGUGCUGAAUUUGAAGACCCACAUAAUUAUGAGGCAACAAUUUCCUAUCUGAGACACUCCAGCAGCUCCAUUAACCUGUGCUCCGCAAAAAAAAUUGCCGAUUCAACUUAUGAAGUCAGAAUUGAAGAACUCCAAAAGGCUUCGAAGAGUUUUUGCCAUCAAGAACUUAGACCCGAAGAUGAAGACAAACAAAUGAAGGAAAAACAACCAUACCAAUUGAAACUUCAAAACACAGAAGAUCUACACUUAGACCAUCUUUUCAAGGUGGAUAUCUAUGAAGAGAUACCUGGGAAAACCCAGAUGGCAGAAGACCACAGAGGUGGGAGAACCAUGCCGGCCAGAAAGCAGGAUGCUGCGAUGGACAUCAUCCGGGUGGAGGCUUGCCCUAAGGACUUCCAGCUGGCCGGGCAUUCCGUAGACUACUGUGGUUAUGUGAAGGCCUUGGAGAUGAAUAAAGAAACCCAAGGCCAAGGAGCCGUUAAGCCAAAUUCCACUUCAGAGAACUAUGAUGAUGUUGAGUGCUCUGGGAGUAGGAGUUCAGAUGGAAAAGCAUCACUUAAAAGACUGCAGAGGUUCUUCAAGAAAGAAAAACAUAGACUUAAAGUGAAGAAAAUCAAUUUAAGAGAAAAUAUAAGGGCAUUUUCCCUUUCGCUGCCUGAUUUAGACUUUAGGUCUCAGGAAGUUAUUAUCUACGAUGAUGUGGCCAUAAACGGAAAACAGCCAGAUGAUGAAGAUAAAGGAAAAUCUUGGAAGCCCAAGUUUUUGGCAUUGAAAGAAAAAAAGAAAAAAGGUGCUAAAGAAUCAGAAAGGAGUUUCUUCAAAACCAAGAAGCAAAAUUUAGAAAAGGACAGGAUGAAAAGGGAAGAAAGACUUUUUAGAGAAAGAUUCAAGUAUGACAAAGAGAUUACUGUCAUCAACACAGCAGUGGUGUGUUCCAAUAAUUCAAGAAAUGGAAUAUCUGACUUGCCAAUAACCCCUGGAGAAGAACUGGAAGUCAUCGAUAUCUCUGAAGAAAAUCUAGUGAUAUGCCGCAAUUCUGAAGGCAAAUAUGGACAUGUGCUAAUUGAACAUCUAGAUUUCAAGAAACAAGUUUGGUCACCUUAGAGAGAUCAAGAUCAAGUGGUAUGGUCUGCUCAAGUGUGAACUAGUUCUAAGGUCUCAGCCCUGCUUUACAUUAGUUUAUGUUGCCAGCAUGAGAUGGUGGAAUCUGUGGAAAUUUUCGUUAACAACUUAGAAAAGAAAAAUCCUCCAUAUUUAGAUGUUGGUUUUACUACUAAACAGUUAUCUUUCAAUGUCUAUUUCAGUAUGUAUUUCACUACUGGCUCAAAAUGUGAAACAGUGUGUGUUGGCAUUUGAGCACUUGUUUAAUGAGCCAUGUCCAAAGUUAGAAAUCAUGCCUUAUGGCACCUAGUCAGUUGUGCAGAUGGUUAGUUUGCUUCUAAUAUUAGUACACGAGUGUUUAUAAUUUCAAGAUGAUGUUGUGCAUUUAAAUUGGGUGUAAU